AUGUCAAAUGCGCCGCAGACAGCUAUCUUCGAAGCGAUUAUCUGCCGGGAUUACCAGGCCAGUCUCCGUCGGACCGGGGCCGGAAAUGCGAUCUUGGACUCAGGCAUUUCAAACGCUCUGCUGGACUCAAAUCUUUGCAAAUCUGAGAUUGUGCAGGGAGAGUUAGCUAUUGUGAUAGGGUACAAAGAUACCUUCGAUGUCAUCCCUGGUCUCCUGCUUUCGCUUCCAUAUGGGAUCCUUUCAGAUCGCUGGGGACGGAAGCCAGUCCUGUGCUUUUGCCUACUAGGUAUUAUCCUGGGCGAACUCUGGGUGAGAAUAGUCUGCAUAUGGUCAAGUCACAUUCCUCUGCGGAUGAUCUGGUUAUCAUCACUUUUUAAGGUCAUCGGCGGCGGUGAUCCAGUGAUCGCUGCUAUUGUUUGUGUCAUAGUAGCCGACGUCUUCUCUGAAGAUGAAAGAUCAACUACCCUCUUUCGUCUGAAUUCUGCUGUCAUCCUGGCAGAAAUUCUGGCUACGCCGAUCAGUGCUUAUUUGAUGACCUUCAGCCCAAUGCUUCCUAAUCUCCUAGGAGUAGGUCUUAUAAUUCUAGGAACCAUCCCGGUCGUGUUUCUCCCCGAGACACUUAAAGAUGCAAAAGCGAAGCGUUCAAUCCCAGCAGGCACAGAACAUGCCACCGAAAAUGAGCGACUAGAGCAGCAACGGGUCAAGAAAGAAGUGCUUCAAGAAUUUACUCGACAGAUUCGUGAAUUUAUCGAGUCGACCCGGUUCAUUUGGUCAGAUUCAAACGUGUGUAUUAUGGUUAUCGUGGCUUUUGUCACGGUUAUAGGCCGUCAAUCCACAAACCUACUUUUGCAGUAUGUGUCAAAGAAAUUCGACUGGAGCAUUGCUCGCUCGAGUCUUUUAAUCUCGCUGCGAGGGAUAUUCUCUCUUUUGACCUACUCAAUCUUAAUGCCAGGCCUAUCCGGCCUUGCUAUCAGAUACCUGAAUCUCCAUGGGAAAUAUAGAGACCAUGUAAUGAGCAAGUGGAGCGGUAUCCUGUCAAUCAUCGGUUUCGCGGCAAUCUUCCUCGCCCCGACACCAGCCAUCUUAGUUGGUGGCCAGAUUAUCCUGUCAAUUGGGUCAUCAUUCCUGGUAACUACUCGCAGUCUGGCCACGGCACUUGUACUACCAGACCAUGUCGGCACUUUGUAUUCUGUCAUUGCCAUCGCACAGUCGGUCGGUGUGCUUGUCGCAGGUCCACUGUUCGCCAAUCUCUUUCGACUGGGCAUGCAUCUCGGAAAUGCCUGGAUGGGACUUCCAUUUUUACAGGCAUCACUCUUCUUCGUCGUGGCCGUCGCUGCCAUCCGUCGAAUUCGGCUUGGACCGCCGGCUCGGGGAAAUAAUGACGAGGAGCAGGAACCUCAUUUAUCGGCCUAG
Molecule: messenger RNA, 1413 nt
Organism: Penicillium crustosum
Lineage: Eukaryota; Fungi; Ascomycota; Eurotiomycetes; Eurotiales; Aspergillaceae
Exons: 5
Coding region: 1-1413 (470 amino acids)
Biological process (GO): transmembrane transport
Cellular component (GO): membrane
Molecular function (GO): transmembrane transporter activity
Source: RefSeq, a predicted model, not a curated record